Messenger RNA from Fibroporia radiculosa, 903 nucleotides. RefSeq lists its product as uncharacterized. Gene Ontology annotation, biological process: proteolysis. Lineage: Eukaryota; Fungi; Basidiomycota; Agaricomycetes; Polyporales; Fibroporiaceae. Gene Ontology annotation, molecular function: peptidase activity. The coding region runs from base 1 to 903 and encodes 300 amino acids. The record is from RefSeq and is a predicted model, not a curated record. The transcript has 2 exons.
AUGUUAGAAACUACAGGAAAGAUUGACUUCACCUACAACGGGGAGAUAUUUCAGACCUGGUACAAGGUCGUCGGUGGCCUCAAGUCAGGCGGGCGCCCUCUCAUUGUCCUCCAUGGCGGCCCCGGUGUGUCCCACCACUAUAUGCUUCCUCACGAUGCCCUUGCUGCAUCCCACAAUAUCCCUGUUAUCUUCUAUGACCAGAUCGGCAACGGUGAAUCUUCUCAUCUCCCCGGAAAACCCAAGGAGUUCUGGACAAUUGACCUCUUCAUUGACGAGCUCGAGAAUGUGUUUGUGUACCUUGGAAUACGGGACGACUUUGACAUGCUCGGUCAUUCGUGGGGCGGCAUGAUGGCCACCCAUUACGUCGCUCACAGACAGCUGGUCGGGCUGAGGCGCCUCGUGCUCGGCGGCAGUGCACCAUCGAUGCAGCUUUGGCAAAUGUCCAUGUCGAAGCUGGUAGCAGAGAUGCCGGAGGAGUUUAGGGAGACUGUCAAGAAGCACGAGGAAAACGGCACUACGGACAGCCCAGAAUUUCAGCUGGCCAGGCUGGCAUUCUACAAGAAGCAUCUUUUCUUGCUCAACGACUGGCCUGAGGUUUUGGCCAAGGCUUACACCUCCCUGAGCCAGAACCCAACGGUGUAUCAUGCGAUGAUGGGGCCUUCAGAGUUCACAAUUACGGGAACGCUGAAGACGUGGUCUGUCGUGGAUAGGUUACACCUUAUGUCCGUUCCAACACUUUUGAUCAACAGCGCACAAGAUGAGGCACAGGACGUGUGUGUGUCUCCCUUGUUCAUGAAGAUCCCGCACGUGAAGUGGGUGCAGCUAUCUCGCAGUUCCCAUAUGCACUUUAUGGAAGAGCCGGAGCGGUAUUUCUCUAUCUUGGGGGAAAUUCUCACCAACUAG